AUGGAUGAUGAAAUGAGCACCAUCCUAAAAGAAGGUCCGAUAAAGAUUGAGAAAGAGAAAGGUGCAUGGACGGCUGGAGACAGGAGAAGAAACAAACUAGACAACCAUUGCAAGAGACAUAUUUUUAAAUCUCUGGACAUCAACACUUUCGUCAAAGUCAGAGAUUUCCAGAAUGCAAAGAAAGCCUUGGAAACAAUUAUUCAACUCCAUGAGGGAAACGAAAAGACUAAGGAAAAUAAGAUACUGGUGGCAACUCAGAAGUACGAGAAUAUCAUAAUAAAGCCAAGAGAAAACAUGAAGGAAUUUAGUGAUCGGUUCACCAGUGUGGUAAACGAGUUUUAUACACUUGGAAAGAGAUACGAUAACAAGGAAAUCAUUGUUAAGGCAUUGAGAUCUUUAUCAAGUGCAUGGGACAUAAAGACCAUGGUGAUGCGAGAAUCAAACAAUCUCGCAAAUUAA
Impatiens glandulifera is the source of this 459-nucleotide messenger RNA. RefSeq lists its product as uncharacterized. NCBI's taxonomy places the organism in Eukaryota, Viridiplantae, Streptophyta, Magnoliopsida, Ericales, Balsaminaceae. The record is from RefSeq and is a predicted model, not a curated record. The coding region runs from base 1 to 459 and encodes 152 amino acids. The transcript has a single exon.